UUUUUCCAUUGUUUAAUAAUGGUGUACAUUGAUACCACACAAAAAAAUAAUCAACAAGGCUGAAGCCGCUCUGUGCGGCGACAUAAGCAAAGGUGACUUACCAUUUUCCCUUCCAUUAUCCCAUUGAAUGCCAGCAAAAUUCUUCUCAUCUUCACUUUACUGUAGAAUUUAGCAUGACAGGAGUUCAUACUAUUUGGUUUAAACACUUAGAAAGUCAAACUCUUUUAGAAAAUCCAGAUACAAUUUUGUUCUCUGGUGGAUUAUUUCUUGACCCAUUGAUUCCUUCUUCAAUUACAACUAAUUUUCUAAAAAUAUCAUCAAUUGAUGAUUCUAGUGAGUUGCAUUUUCCCAUUUCUCGUCGUAGUAGACCAAUUUUCCGGCGAGAAAAAAAGAGUGUUCGUGCCGGUUUUGGGGGUAAAUUCUUGUGUUUGAGUUUAUCAGUCAAGAAGAGUACUGGGGUUGUUGGGAAUUCGAGUGAAUGUUUGUUGAGUAAUGGAGAUGAGAGUUUAAAGGUGGAGGAGACUAGUAAUGGGGAUGAGAGGAAGCGAAAUAUUGGGUUACGGGGACGUGGUGCAGUGAACACCAGCAAACAUUUGUGGGCUGGAGCAGUUGCUGCAAUGGUGUCAAGAACUGUUGUUGCUCCACUUGAAAGACUAAAGCUGGAAUAUAUAGUUCGUGGUGAACAGAAGCAGCUGUUGGAGCUCAUCAAAACAAUUGCUGCUAGUCAAGGCUUGAGAGGCUUUUGGAAAGGGAACUUGGUCAAUAUCCUUCGUACUGCUCCUUUUAAGGCAGUUAAUUUUUGUGCUUUUGACACAUACAGAAAGCAACUCCUAAGAUUAUCAGGAAAUGAAGAAACCACUAAUGCCGAGCGGUUUGUUGCUGGUGCUGCAGCUGGAGUGACUGCUACUGUGAUGUGCUUACCACUGGACACUAUCCGGACCAAGUUAGUGGCACGGGGUGGAGAAGCCUUGGGUGGUGUGGUAGGAGCUUUCCAACACGUGAUCAGAACUGAAGGAUUCUUCUCUCUUUAUAAGGGACUAGUACCCUCCAUUUUGAGUAUGGCCCCAGCAGCGGCUGUUUUCUAUGGUGUAUACGACAUAUUAAAAUCAGCUUAUUUGCAUUCACCAGAAGGCAGGAAAAGAAUAGAGUAUAUGAAGGUUCAGGGUGCAGAGCUCAAUGCUUUUGACCAGCUUGAGUUGGGACCUAUGAGGACCUUACUUCAUGGUGCUAUUGCUGGUGCUUGUGCUGAAGCUGCAACCUAUCCAUUUGAGGUCAUUAGAAGGCAACUUCAAUUACAAGGCCGAGCAUCUAAACUAAGUGCCCUGGCAACAUGUGCGAAGAUUAUUGAACAUGGAGGAGUUCCAGCUCUAUAUGCAGGACUAAUACCUAGUUUACUACAGGUGUUACCUUCAGCCUCCAUAAGCUACUUCGUCUAUGAGUUCAUGAAGAUUGUUCUCAAAGUGGAAUGAAGGACAUCUGUUGCUAAGUAGUGAGGUACAAAAACAUUGCAUUACAGUGUUAUUCAUCACCUUGAUGUUAAAGAGGUAGGAUCUAGUUUGUUGGACAUGAAAGCUAAAGUUUCUCUCUAACACUUGAUGAAAUCCUUAGCUUAAAUCCAGGCUCACAGACUCGAUGCUAUAUUUUACUCUUCUCUAUCCCAAAAGAAAAACAAUUUUGUUCAAA
Solanum dulcamara is the source of this 1683-nucleotide messenger RNA. RefSeq names its product probable mitochondrial adenine nucleotide transporter BTL3. The record is from RefSeq and is a predicted model, not a curated record. The transcript has 4 exons. Gene Ontology annotation, biological process: transmembrane transport. Lineage: Eukaryota; Viridiplantae; Streptophyta; Magnoliopsida; Solanales; Solanaceae. Bases 174 to 1469 code for a protein of 431 amino acids.